AUGUCCUUGCCACUGUGCGAAAGCUGCCCCCAUCAUCUUUUUCUUCCUGCAAGAACAAACAUUGUUGCAGAAUCCUCACUCUGGCAUGGCACAAAUCUGUCUUCCACUGACGCCGAGCGGCAAACAGCACUUAACUGCAUUUCUAACACGGAGCAUCACAUUGCCAAACUCGAUAACGCAUUAGCUCGUAUCAGUAGGAUCCUUGAUUCAAUGAAGGUUCAACGUGAUAUUCUCAUCCAUGACAGAGACAACUUGAAGGCUCUGCUUAUGCCAAUUCGUCACAUUCCUAAUGAACUUUGGAUGAAGAUCUUACCUGCUGCCAUCCAAGGCACUGAUUUGGACUUUUCCCUCUUUCAAGUAUGCCGACAGUGGAGAGGGCUGCUUUUUUCAUCUUCGCAACUGUUUGACCGUGUCCAGCUAAAUCUCGCAAAUCCGAACACCAGUUGCGAGAAAUGGACGAGGUUCCUCACGGAAUACAUCACUCGUUUGCAUGGGGGCAUAAUGGUAUCUCGGGUUGACAUUGUUUUCCCAGAACCGUGGAAGUACUGUGUUUUGAAACAAGGCAGCAGGGAAUCUGCUCAAUUUAUCAGAUCAUUGAAGAAGCAUAUGGAAUGCAUCGCCUCGAGUUCGUACUGGCAGAGCAUUACCCACCUCAGGAUGGUCAAUUACAGUCCCAAUGAUUGGGACCAGGUGUUUUGGGGUAGUUCGUUUAGGCCCCCUCCACGCUUGGAGUACCUGGCCAUCGAAUUGAAUGAAGUCAACCAUCGACGUCCACCAGAUAUGUCUCCAAGCUGGGACAGCCUUUUUGCGACCUUUAAGGAUAGAUGUCAGCAUCUUUGUUGGAUGACCAUCCCCGAUGGGCCUUUCAACUCAGCAUUCGAAUCAGAAUCAAGAAUGGUAGUUGUUAAUUUGACCGCCACAGAUGCGCACCAAGCAAUGCAGAUCCUUCGACAACACACGGUGUCUCUCACUGAAUUCACCAUGCAAUCCGCACGGACAGGAAAUUUUGUUCCUAAUUCAACGCCCAAAUUGGUACUUGAUCAACUCCACCAUCUAGCUAUCGAGGCGGCAGACUAUGAUAUCCAUGGGAUUUUAGGAAAUAUCACUUGUCCAUCCCUUGUUUCUCUGCAUCUUUGUGGAGUCCUAGAUUGGGAAGUAGUCUCCCAGUUCAUUGUCCGGUCUGGAUGCACGCUCGAGACAUUGAGCAUUGGGGUGGCCUCAAAGAGUGGGAAUCGCGAAUAUCAUGAUGUCGGAUUAAUCAACAUAUUACGCUCAAGUCCAAGCAUCCAACGUUUCACCUACUUUGAACCCUCUCUUGUGAUUCAACAUGAGAACUACUAUUCAGGCUCUCAUAUGUCGGAACCUCUUCUCACUGCUCUUGAUUGUUCCUCCACCUCCACCUCCUCGGUCCAGACUUCAAUUCUUCCUAAGCUUGAACACUUAGUCACUCGCUGUCCAUCCAGUCAGCUCAAUGCUGUACUUACAAUGGCCGAAUCACGACAAACACUCAAACUUUUGGGAAUUCACUUGCUGGAGUCUCGGCCUGUUCAUACGCAAUCCUUUUUCCAGUACUAUGCUUCGGACAAGAUUACAGUAAAGGAGUUUGAAUUGAAAACAAAGACAUUGAGGCAGCAGAACGUUGGUGUCUAUCAAGUACGAAUGGCUCCUGGAACGAUUAAUCCUCGAAUGGAGCGGUAA
Messenger RNA from Lentinula edodes (shiitake mushroom), 1698 nucleotides. RefSeq lists its product as uncharacterized. The record is from RefSeq and is a predicted model, not a curated record. The coding region runs from base 1 to 1698 and encodes 565 amino acids. The transcript has 2 exons. NCBI's taxonomy places the organism in Eukaryota, Fungi, Basidiomycota, Agaricomycetes, Agaricales, Omphalotaceae.